UGUGAGCGCCGCCGCCCCGAGAGGCCGGGAGGGCUGCGCGGGCGAGGGGCGCGCCCCGGCCCCAGGCAGCCCCGGUCGCCAUGGGCAUCCAGGGCAUGGAGCUGUGCGCCAUGGCCGUGGUGGUGCUGCUGUUCAUCGCCGUCCUCAAGCAAUUCGGCAUCCUGGAGCCCAUGUCCAUGGAAGACAGCAGUGACAGUGAGCUAGAACUGUCCACGGUGCGCCACCAGCCAGAGGGGCUGGACCAGCUGCAGGCACAGACCAAGUUCACCAAGAAGGAGCUGCAGUCUCUGUACAGGGGCUUCAAGAACGAGUGUCCCACGGGCCUGGUGGAUGAAGACACCUUCAAACUCAUUUACUCGCAGUUUUUCCCUCAGGGAGAUGCCACCACCUAUGCGCACUUCCUCUUCAACGCUUUCGAUGCCGACAGGAACGGGGCCAUCCACUUCGAGGACUUUGUGGUCGGGCUCUCCAUCCUGCUGCGAGGAACAGUCCACGAGAAGCUCAAGUGGGCCUUUAAUCUCUAUGACAUUAACAAAGACGGCUACAUCACCAAAGAGGAGAUGCUGGCCAUCGUGAAGUCCAUCUACGACAUGAUGGGCCGCCACACCUACCCCAUCCUGCGGGAGGACGCGCCCGCAGAGCAUGUGGAAAGGUUCUUCCGGAAAAUGGACCGGAAUCGAGACGGGGUGGUGACCAUUGACGAGUUUCUGGAGACCUGUCAGAAGGACGAGAACAUCAUGAGCUCCAUGCAGCUUUUCGAGAACGUCAUCUAGGACAUGUGGAGGGGCCUGGGUGUCCAUUGCCACCUCCACCCCAAGAAACCUCAAUCCUGCCAGGAGCCACCUCCAUGAGAAACUUUUUUCUAAUGUAUUUGCAAAAAGUGAACAGUUUGCUCCAGACACACUCACACGCACACACGCACACAUGCACGCACGCAAGCUGUUCCUCUGGGCUGGCAGAGGCCAGGGAGGGGCUGAGUCUGGCUGAGAGCCGGGUCCAGGUGAGAGCUGCACAGGCCCGUGGGAGGAAGCUGCCUCGGGUGGGCAGCUGUCCACAGCCCGCCAGCCAUGGGGUGUUACCAGGAAGGGGCUCAGGCUCCCCUGCGGGGCAGGGCCCAGUCUCCAGAGUAAAGGCCCCUCCUGUGUGAGCCCGCCUCGCCCCUCCUUCCUGCACCCCCCAUCCCACCCCAAGGUGGGCCUGGCUCCGGGGCUCUUCGGGCCUCCUCCUCCCCCCAGCCACUCCCUCCCGCUGCUCUAGGCUCCCAGAAAGCCCCUCACCCCAGGACCCUGGGGGCUGGGACUUGUGACUAGGAAAGAGGUGGUGGUGAGGCAGAGCCUGCUGCUUUCUGGAAAUGCCUCCCUGGGGACCUGGGGCCCUGGGGCCCCUGCCACUCCACUGACCUGGUGGCUGGAGCCUGUACUGGGCUGCCCACCAUGGACAAGGAUGGGUGGUGGGGGCCACCAGGUUCAUUCUCCCUCACUUACAGGAAGGGGGCCUGUCAAGCUCGGGGGCUGGGUCUCCUGUGGAGACUGAAGGGACUGUUUGCCCACUGCACAGGCAGGAGAGCCUUCCCUCUUCUCAGUCUCGGCUCAGUGGGAGUGUGGUGGGUGGAGCUGCCCACAUCCCCCCAGCACAGGCCUGCUCUCCCCAAGGUCCUCUUAAGUCCUGGGAGGAGGUCACAUGGCUCAGGGACUGGCAGCCAGGAGCCCGGGGGCAGUGCUCGGGGGACCUGGGAGGGGCCCCUCCCUCCCUCUCCCCCUCAGCCCAUCGCCCUUGGCUCAGCCCCUCUCCCGAAGCUGGGUGGCUGCCUCUCUGCUCAGGCUUAACCCGACCCCCUACAAAAAGCACAAGCACCCCCGGCAGCUCAGGCCACAGCCCCUGAGGGGAGCCUAGGACGCUCGCUUUUCGCAGGCAGGGCCCUUCUGGUCGGCUGAGGCCUGGGUCCCAGUGGCCCCUAUCUGGGUGGCCCUGGGGAAGAAGCUCAGGGGUCUGUUCUGUGCCUCAGAGCAGUGGGGACUCAAAGGCCAUCCCAAUCCGGCCCAGCUCACCAACAUUCAAAAGCACAAACCCCGGGGACUCUGCUUGGCUGGGGUCUACUCUGGGGAUAAGGGCCAAUGUCAGCCCAAAGCCAGAGCCAACAGUGAGAGCAAAGGAGCCUGUGGCCGGACAGCAGGUCAACAGAAACCUCCAGGGGGAGAGAGAGAUGUGAAAAGGAAUCCAGUCCCGGGCAGCAUGGGCCCUUCGGAGGAACAUUCCCACAAGACACAUUCCAUCGCUGCAGCCCGCCUCUGCACAGGCCAGCCCCGGGAUCCCUGGGUACCCCCCGGAGGCUAGACCCAGGGUGAGCAGGGCCCUCACAGGAAAAUGGGAUGGCAGAGGCCGUGGGGGCCCCUCAGCACCCACACACACAUGGGCCUCCCCUCGGAGCUGCACUGACACCAUCUCCAGUCUGACGGGGGGGCCUCUCCCCUCCUCCAGGAGGGCAUCAGCUUUCCCUAGCUCAGGGAUCUCCCCCCAGCCCCCAGCCUGGCCCUCCCAGCUGGUGAUGCUCUGCUUCUUAGGGGCCAAGUCCUCAGGAGAGGGUCACCACCGUGCCCCUGCCCCCAGCCUCAGGGCCAGACUGGCUGUAGGUCCAACCAAGAGCGGUCUGUCUUCCACACUGGGACAGGGACUGGCCACAUAUCUGCAUGGCAGAAGCAUCUCCCUUGGGCAUGGCCUGGGAGGGUGGUUCCUGUUCUGAGUGCCCACCAAUAUUCAGUCCUGUAUAUUUUAAUAAAAUAAACCUGACAAAGGAAA
Molecule: messenger RNA, 2796 nt
Organism: Cynocephalus volans (Philippine flying lemur)
Lineage: Eukaryota; Metazoa; Chordata; Mammalia; Dermoptera; Cynocephalidae
Gene: KCNIP3
Product: potassium voltage-gated channel interacting protein 3
Exons: 8
Coding region: 81-773 (230 amino acids)
Biological process (GO): regulation of potassium ion transmembrane transport; negative regulation of transcription by RNA polymerase II
Cellular component (GO): nucleus; voltage-gated potassium channel complex
Molecular function (GO): calcium ion binding; DNA-binding transcription repressor activity, RNA polymerase II-specific; RNA polymerase II cis-regulatory region sequence-specific DNA binding
Source: RefSeq, a predicted model, not a curated record